This is a messenger RNA of Paramuricea clavata, 365 nucleotides long. The record is from the annotation of a GenBank genome assembly. NCBI's taxonomy places the organism in Eukaryota, Metazoa, Cnidaria, Anthozoa, Malacalcyonacea, Plexauridae.
AUGUUCAAGAGGCGAAAACACGCGCCACACCAAGCAAAUACUUUUACGAAUGCUGGGUACUCGAACUGGAAGAAGCAGUACAGUAUUAUCACAAAGCACGAAAAGUUCGAAAGUCAUAUAAAUGCCAAGAUUGCUCAAGUUAUCUUUUUGCAAGGACGAUCAAUCGAUUCGUGCUUGAAGCAACAAGAAUAUAGACCGAAAUUUUGCGUCGGAAGAAAGAAGUCGUGGCAAACCGCAGCCAUUAUGAAACGUGUUGUCGAGUCUGUCGACACUGUUGUACAUUUGGGAAAGCAGGGACUUGCUUCCAGAGGGCAUCGAGAAUCGCUAAUUGAUGACCCAAAAGCAAACAAAGGAAAUUUUCUAGA